This is a messenger RNA of Gigantopelta aegis, 1394 nucleotides long. RefSeq lists its product as uncharacterized. The transcript has 7 exons. Bases 24 to 1088 code for a protein of 354 amino acids. The record is from RefSeq and is a predicted model, not a curated record. Lineage: Eukaryota; Metazoa; Mollusca; Gastropoda; Neomphalida; Peltospiridae.
GGUGUAAACUUAAAACUUUGAGAAUGAUCUCCCUUUGUGUUCUCGGUACGUUUCUGUGCGUGGUUUCGAUGGUGACGUCACAACAGCUGGGGUGUCACCGCGCCUUUAUGGCGAACGCUAUGAGUUGUGUACAGAACGCAACCAUCAACUUCCAGUCGCUCACCUAUCUGACCAGUAACGGUACCAUCGGGCAGCCGCCGCAAGAGGGCAUUGAACAGUUCCGCAUGCGCGCUUGCAAUGUUCGCGCACGCGUGGACCAGUGCGGCGAGAUGGUGACCCAGACGUUGUUGAACAGCACGAUGUGUAUGAACCAGCUGGAACGUCAGCAAGUGAUGGCGUCGUCCAAGGAUAUCUUUGGAGGAUACGACAGGAUCUGUGCACAUCCCUGUCGAUGGACCCUCAAGGAGGAAAUUCGUCAGUGUUUCACCUACAACAACCUUGACCCCAGACUGUUUUUCGAGUCCUUCUGGUUAAAGAACGCCAUCAUUGGGCUCAUCAGUGACACGGUGUACCAGUUCUGCGUAAAUCGCCAACAGUUGAUGCAGUGUUUGAGACAGAAAGCCCAAAUCUGCCAGGAUUCCCAGCAAGUCUUUACAGAGAUGGGGAUGGAACUCAACUCCAUGGAGCGGGGCAUCAACACACUCUGUAACUUCCAGAACGUGUACCUCAGUGGACUGGGUUGCUACAUGAACCCCUCACCGGAAGUCCAGAUGUGUCAGCAUAACUCCGAGAUGAAGAUGCAGACGAUCAAAUCCAUCCAGUACACGCAACUGACCAAUCAGCAGUUCAUAAUGCAACUGUGCAGUACUCGUCUGGAGGGAUCCGAAUGCGUCAUAAACGCCCACACGAGGCGUCAACAGGAGCGCUGUGACCAGGCCAUGGUCGGUCUGAGGACGGAACUCGACUGCAUCCUCCUGCCACAGCUGUGUAUGCAGUUCUAUCCACACAUGUUCCAGCGCAUGUGUAACCCUAUGAACUAUCACUUGGAAGAGCGAAGCCAUUACGCCGCGGCCGGAAGUCUCGAUUUCGCCUGGUCCACCAUCUCAGCUCUUCUCGCUGUCGCUAUUGUCUCAAAAGAGAGGUUUUAAUUAUGUCCGUGGCUGUGUUUCGUCUGUAACGUCCAUGUUCUGUUCGUGGUUUAGUAGUAAGUCUCUCCGUAUCUGAAGAUAUCUCCGGGUAGAAUGAAGAUUAGGAGAGAUGGGUGUUGUAGAAAUAUUGAGAAAAAAAAUCCAGGUGUAUAUAUUAAAUUAUAUUAUUUGAUCAUAUUGUACUUGUAAAUAUCAUUAAUGAUAGUUGGCGUGUUUUGAGGAGCGGUAUAGGUGGGUCAAUGUUAGUUCAGUUCAGACUGUUUUGUCAAAUAAUUCAUUGAUUAUAAAUAAAAUAUUUAUUAAUAA